Messenger RNA from Pecten maximus, 7975 nucleotides. Its product is annotated as CCR4-NOT transcription complex subunit 7-like. The coding region runs from base 190 to 1092 and encodes 300 amino acids. The transcript has 7 exons. Gene Ontology annotation, molecular function: poly(A)-specific ribonuclease activity; nucleic acid binding. Gene Ontology annotation, cellular component: P-body; CCR4-NOT complex; CCR4-NOT core complex. The record is from RefSeq and is a predicted model, not a curated record. NCBI's taxonomy places the organism in Eukaryota, Metazoa, Mollusca, Bivalvia, Pectinida, Pectinidae.
UUCAGAUGCGCAGUCGGCGAUCGCGGUCAAGAAUAUCACAAAGACAUGUAGCCCUCAUAAAAAACAGUUCUUCAUGCUUAUUAAUUUAGUUUAGUUGUGGACACAACAUCAACAGUAGAUUAGACUGCAGCUGGUAUCAAGAAAAGGGCUGUCUGAGGGCUUGGUUGUGUUGCCAGAUAUGCUGCGAGCAUGCCAUCAAUAGCACAAACAGAGUAUGGUAUCAAGGAUGUGUGGCAAAACAAUCUAGAAGAAGAGUUCAGAAAAAUCAGACAUGUCGUCACCAAAUACAGAUAUGUCGCAAUGGACACCGAGUUUCCAGGUGUGGUUGCUCGACCUAUUGGAGAGUUCCGGAGCACUGCAGAUUACUCCUACCAGUUACUCCGCUGUAACGUGGAUCUGCUAAAGAUCAUUCAAGUUGGAGUCACAUUUCAAAACGAAUUGGGUGAAACUCCAGAACCAGUAUCGACAUGGCAGUUCAACUUCAAAUAUAAUCUGACAGAGGACAUGUAUGCCCAGGAAUCCAUAGAUCUGCUACAGAACUCGGGAAUCCAAUUUGAAAAGCACAUAAAUGACGGAAUCGAUGUCAACGACUUUGCAGAGCUUUUAAUGACGUCUGGAAUUGUUUUGAAUGAGGAAAUUAAAUGGUUAUCUUUCCACAGUGGGUAUGACUUCGGUUAUCUGCUGAAGAUGUUGACAGACUCAAAGUUGCCAAGGGAAGAGUCGGACUUUUUCGAGAUGCUACGUAUAUACUUCCCAAAUAUUUACGACGUCAAAUAUCUGAUGAAGAGCUGUAAAAAUCUCAAGGGAGGUCUCCAGGAGGUUGCUGAACAGCUAGAGAUUGAAAGGAUAGGACCGCAGCACCAAGCUGGAAGUGAUAGUUUAUUAACGGGAGCAGCUUUCUUCAAAAUGAGAGAGAUGUUCUUUGAAGAUAACAUAGACGAUGUAAAGUAUUGUGGCCAUCUGUAUGGACUUGGGACCUCGUAUGUACAGAAUGGUGCUGGCUAUGAUAGCAUUAGUUUGCUCCAUCAAAAUCAUACUAGUGUGGCAGCAACAGGGUCAGAAGAAACUAACUCCACGACGACGAACUCAUAGGACAUGAUGAUAGAUAUAACUGUCGGCAGCAUUUUGGAAUAUCACCAUGGAGACGAGGAGUGGUUGGUAGAACUGACGAGUCACGGAUUUGCCAUGGCAGCUAAACGAUUUGGACCUGCGUGACAUGCGGACGAUUGUCCGACGAGGGGAGGCUGUGUCUCAUAGCCAGUCACUUUCUUACUGUGAUAUUAAUUUGAAACAGGGACAUUACUUCAAUCUCAUGCUUAUAACAUAACUCCAGCUCCUGCUGACAUCACCAGGGUUUUAUCAUGAUAGUUUGCUGGUCGGUGCCAGAGAGAAAGUUUAUAUAGGAUCAACUUGUCAUGAUUUCUCCAUGACGCCCGUUCUCGUAUUGACCAUUCACGUGACUAGUCGAGGGGAAGGAAACUUUCAUUGCUGACGUUCCAAAAUGUUGCUCAUGCUUAGCAGCAAAAAUCUUUUUACAAGGGCUUUAGUCACUUAACUGUACUUGGACAGGUGCCAAGUGCUACAGCUAAACGUUUUGCAUUUAAAUAUUUAAAAUUUUCAUCUGUACAUAACUUUGUACUCCAACUCUAAUGAUUUUGAUUGUAAAGUUUUUUUUCAUUUUGGAUUUCUUAUGCAUUGUAAUACUAUAACAAAAAAAAAUUCACAGUACCUUGAAGAUAGACUUUUGCUGCUAAACGAUUCAUCACUGUAGUAAUUUCACUCAUGAAUCAUUGAAAUGUAAUUUUGUAAUUAGGCAUGGGACUCACCAUUUACACUUUGUCGGGGUCAUUCACAUAAUCCUAGAAAUUCAUUUGUCCACCUGAAAAUAUUCUGCACAGGCAUCCUACCAUUUCAAAAACUGCCUCAUGUAACGCGGUAACCAAACUUUUUUCUUUCAGAUUUCAUGUCUUGAAAUUCCUUAGCAUUUACCAAAAAUAUAAAGGAUAUUUCAGAGAUCUGAGGAUUAGUUUAAGUUACCAUGACAACAGUUGGUGUAGUCACCAUAUUUGAAGUGGUAGUAUACAAGUGUAGAAUAUGGAGCAAAUGUUGCCUAGAUUUUUGCUAAUAUUUUGCUGAAGUAUGCUGUGUGCAUACUUUGCGAUUAUUGUUUUAUGAACGAAGAUUUUAACCUAUUAAUACAAAACGUGUAAAAAACACUGCAUACUCUGGCGUUGGCUUCUAGUGUAGAUUUUUCCGUUAACACUGAAAAUAGUAUGUAUAGAAUGCAUUAUACCGAUUUAUGUCAAUAUUAUUGAUUCUCCCUACACUUCAAAGAAAAAAUGUAGAAGUUAAAAACUGACAAAUAUUUCCCAGUGUUCAGUAGAGUUUUACUAUAGCUCUUACUGUUAGUAACUUUCCUCUGCAAGAAAAACGGCAGUAUUGCUCAUUACUAAAACACAAUGAUUUUAAGUCAAAAUUUGGAGCUUAAAUUGCCUACAAAUUUCAUUUUCAAUCAUCAGUAUUAUUUUUGGAUUUGAUUUCAAUUUGAUUUCUAGCUUUUAUUGUUCUAAAAUUCCAACUGAAAAUAUGUUAUUUUGUUUUAUUCUUCUUUCUUUUAAAAUUCUCUAAAACGUGAAAACAUGAUACGCAAAUUGCAAUUACUCUGUAAAGUAUUUACCUGAACAUAUUUUAAAUAAAAUCACAAAAAAGAUACAUAGGAAUUUUGAUAAAAGUUCAAUAUCCGUGACCCACAGUGUUUUAUGGUAAACCUAUAUCACUUUAUCAAGACAAAAGAAAAACGGUUUUUGAGUACUUUUUUUCCUGUGAUAUCUUUUAUGAACCUGGUGUUCUUUGGAGAGAUUUUUGUACUUUAAAUGAACUUUAGUGGAUGUGCAAUAAUGUAAGAAUGCAGUUUAAUUGGUCCAUUCCCCAAAAUCUCGAGAUUUAAAGGGAUUAUGUAACUUGACCAUUGUUUUCCUUUUAACUUUCUUCAGUUUCUUUGAGCAGGUGGGAUGGUUUUUAAUUUCGAUGUAUACACUUCGAUUGUGAUAGUCACUUUGCUAUUGUCAAUUUCAUGGAGGUCAUCUGUCAAAAUUAUUUUGCAGUUUCGUCUCAAAAAUGUUGUAAAUCUGCUAAAUAUUCUCUGCCGUACUGAUAAUGCUGAGAGCCCUAGGAGAAUAUUGAGGGCAAUCGAGAUUGUUGACAUUGGCAGUAUUUGACCUUUGACCUCCAUGAAUAUGUAUUUUGCAAUCUUUUUGUUAAAUCCUGUCUGUGUAUGACUGUGAUCGGUAUAGAGUAGAUGCCCUCUGUCCAUUUUAUGAUCCAGAUCACUGAAAUGUUUGUAUAUUUAUUGUUCAGGUCAAAAACCUGAAGCGCUUGCCCAUCUAUUUGUAAUUAUGUCCCUGAAUUAAUUUUUGCUCCAUUUCUUCUGAUUAUUAUUGUUCUGAUUUCUUCCGCCAACAAGGUUUUCGAAAUGUUUUCUCGAAAACCGCUGGGCGGAAUUCAACUACACUUUACAUGUGUGUUUGUCUAUGACCAGCAGUGCAAAGCGUAUUUUAGUUUUUCGAUCAUUCAUCUGACCAAUCAGAUGGACCAUGGCCUCUGAUUGGUCGAAAUUUAGAUGUUGUCCAGUUUAGAUGUAUAUGACACUUCAAACACUGGUGCAAUAUCGGCUACUUUAUUUAUGACUGCAUGGGUCAUUUAGGGGACAUAUGUAUCGGUGCCCUGUGAGGGCUGCCCGACUACCGGGGUGUAUUGAGUCUGAUGUUACAUUCUUGUGUAAUCCUAGCUCUCUUAAUCCUUUGAUAGUUUAAACUCAUUCCUAUCCAUGUCGGAAUGGAGUCGUAUUACAAACCCUUCCCAGCUUGAAGUUUAUUGUGUGACAAGAAUAAUCUUGGACCCUCAGUUAGUAACCGAUCCAAUAUCUGUUGAUCUUGAUGGCAGAUUGAAUCCAUCAUUCCUACGCCAUUGUUUGCCUGACAGCUUAUUACUCGUACUACUGAUAAAACAGGAAUUUAUUUUUCGUCCGUGCUGAAGAUGAUGUAAGAAUUUUAAAACAAUGGAUGAUCUGGACAAAGGGCAUUUAUCUUUAACUUCAUAUAUUUUUCUGAAGAUUGUGCCAUGAUGUUAUUCCUUUUAAUUUCCGCAUCUUGAUUUUAAACACUUUGUAUUCUAGUGUCUGCUAUGAACUAAGCAUUUGGAAUUUUAGAAUAAUAAUCAAGUGAGACAUUUUACAUGUGGAAUUGUGUUUUUGUUGUAUUUAUAACACCAUGCUGGAUAGUGUAAUAUUUUAGACUUCAGAUGUGUUUAAUAUUUUUAAUUCACUCUUAAUUAACUCAAACUAAUGAUGGAUUUAUAGAGGAUUUUGUGAUAUUUUUUUCCCUUGUUUGUCGCAUUUAUAUUGUAUGAAGGGUCCAAUUCUGAGUGUACCUAUAUGAAGAAUUGACAGUGAAGGUAUUGGGUGACAUUCAUUUUCAUUUUCUCAUUUUGCAAAAUUGUAUUGUAUUUUUGAGUGAGGCCAGUUUAAUGUUUUAGCUUUUCUGUACAUAUGAAGAUAUUAUCUGUCGUAACAUGGUGUUGUUUAUACAACGGUCUGCUGCUUAAUACUUGUUUAAUACAUAUAUUUCAUUUGCCUCUUCACCAAAGAUACAAUAAGAUUAUGUAUACUUUUAUGCAUUUUGUAAAUUAAAAAGGAGAAAAGCAAGAGUCUUUGUGACUGAUCUCGAUUAGAAAUUAAUUAUAACAUUAUUUUUUUUGUCAUUACGCAUUUUUGACUUGCAUGUGCAUUUGACUGUCAAGUAGUCUUGUCCACAAAUCACAAAAAUAAAAAUGUCUAUUAAAAACUGGUAUAUGCUAACUUCUGUAACAAAAUAUAUAUUUCUGUACCACAUAAUGAAUCUCUUGCUUUCCUCCAGAAUAUUUGUCGUAUUUUUAUCAGGCAUGGUCUGUAUCUUGCCAUCAUCAGCCUCUUGACAAUAGAGAGGGCGUUAACUCGGCCAGGAAAAGUGCUUUGUUAAUAGAUACUGAGUUAUCUCCCUUGGUGUGUAUGUUGUGAGAGUUGUUUUACGUAUGGAUAUUGUGCGAGUUUAUGGGUCAGGAUGGUGUAUGUUGAACCCUGAGGGCUUUCAAGUUUUGGAAGAUGUGUGUGAACAUCAUUCAAAUUGAAAUUCAGAAGAAAAAAAAUGUUUUUAAUGAAGUAGUAAAAAUUACCUGUAUCAAUCAAUAAUAUUAAUGUCUUAAUUUCAAUUUUUGCCGAGAAUUAAGUUUUUUAACCAUAAUUUUGUGAAAUCAUUUUGUUUUUUUAUUCCAGAAUUCAUUGAAUCAUUAUUAUAGUAAAUAUUGAGAUGUUUUUAUGUGAGAUGGGCUGCAGAUGUGUAGCCGCCUGGAAGAACGACUGUGAUGACUUUGUUGUGUAAACAUUAUAAGGCAGCAUCUUAUACCAUGCAGCAAAUCACUUAAGAUUUCUCAACAUAUAUAUUUUCACAUUCAUUCAUGAAAAUAGUUACAAAUUCAAAGAUGUUCAGAGACACUUGUAACUGUUGGAAGACCUUUUCGUUCAUAAACGCCUCAUAAUUUAAUCAUUAAAAAGCAGUUUGUGAAAAUUUAAGUGAUUUACUGUGCUGUUUUCCCAACAUGUUAAAGGUUUCUGUCCAAAUUCUGGGCAGAAGGGAAAAUGUUGAUUUGUGUAUUGCUUGUCUCAUAUCUGUGAGAAUGCUUUAUUCUAGUUACGGCAGAUUUUUCUGACAAUGUGGUUCAAUGGCCGCACCGAAUUUGUGUGAUAAAAUAGUUAGGCCUGGUUUUCUAGUCCUCAAACUGUUAAACUAGUUGGCAAGUAGAUAUAAUAUCUCGAAGAAAGAAAAGAGAAUGCUUAAAUUUUUUUUAGAGGUUGUUAACGAACUGUUUGGUGUUUUAAUAUUUGGAUGUGUAGUUGGAGCACAAUUAACACUGGAUUUCCUUGAGGUAGUCUUCAAGUUGGAUGAUGAGCUUUGUGGAAGAACGGAAACAUCUCAAUAUCCAAACAUUUAUCAGAAAUUUAGGUAGUACAGGAUGACUGCUAAUUACGAAAAGAAAUAUUCCAAUUUUAUUUGACUUGUCUUCAAAUUCUGUAAAGUUCCAUUUUUUUGGCAAUCACCGAUAUUUUUCCAACCCCCCCGUGCUUCUUACUUACUAAAUCUUGGCCAUUAAGGAUAUUUUACAACUAAAGAAGAUCUAGAGUGGAAAAUUGCCUAUCCCUUAGAAUUGACACUAUUGUACAGUAGAUGGGCAUUUGAUAGGAAAUACUAUAAAAUUUUGAAGUUAAGGUACCAAAUAAUGUUUUGGAUAUUUCAAAAGGAAUUGGCUCCAGAUUUAUUAAUUGUGAUAACUACUUUUUAAUUGAGGAGUGAAAUUAGCACCAAACCUAUGGGUGUGCUAUCAUUACUGACCAGGGAGCACCAGGUAUCCCUACUGUGAGUUUGUGGUGUGCAUGAGAGCCUAUGGUCAGUGUCUGUACGCCUGUAUCUGUGGUCAGCUUCCAGACACCUGUAUCUGAUUAGAGACCAUACACCUUGGUCACCUAUGGAUACACCUGUUGCGGUCAGCUGUGGAUACACCUGUAUCUGUGGUCAGCCAUUGAUAUACCUGUACCUGUGGUCAGCCAAGGGUAAACCUGUAUCUGUGGUCAGCCAAGGGUAAACCUGUAUCUGUGGUCAGCUUCCAGACACCUGUAUCUGGUUAGAGACCAUACACCUUUGGUCAGCUAUGGAUAUACCUGUAACUGUGGUCAGCUGUAUCAGCUGUAAGUACACUUGUAUCUGUUGUCAGCCAAGGGUACUGUAUCUGUGGUCAGCCGUGGGUACACCUGUAUCUGCGGUCAGCCGUGACUUCACCUAUGAUUGUCAGAGAUAUUUACUAAAUUAUUCACCAUUAUUAUUAGCCAGGAUUUUAAUUCAAAUGGAAUGCAUAAAAUAGUUCAGAUAUCUUUUUAAAAAGUCUUGAAAUGUGUCGGGAUCACUUCCCAUUACAUUUAGUCAUUAGAUGCUUCACAAGUGGUACAGUGUUAUGACAUGGUAUUACUGUGGAGUGGUACAGUGUUAUGACAUGGUAUUACUGUGGAGUGGUACAGUGUUAUGACAUGGUAUUACUGUGGAGUGGUACAGUGUUAUGACAUGGUAUUACUGUGGAGUGGUACAGUGUUAUGACAUGGUAUUACUGUGGAGUGGUACAGUGUUAUGACAUGGUAUUACUGUGGAGUGGUACAGUGUUAUGACAUGGUAUUACUGUGGAGUGGUACAGUGUUAUGACAUGGCAUUACUGUGGAGUGGUACAGUGUUAUGACAUGGCAUUACUGUGGAGUGGUACAGUGUUAUGACAUGGUAUUACUGUGGAGUGGUACAGUGAUAUGACAUGGUAUUACUGUGGAGUGGUACAGUGUUAUGACAUGGUAUUACUGUGGAGUGGUACAGUGUUAUGACAUGGUAUUACUGUGGAGUGGUACAGUGUUAUGACAUGGUAUUACUGUGGAGUGGUACAGUGUUAUGACAUGGUAUUACUGUGGAGUGGUACAGUGUUAUGACAUGGUAUUACUGUGGAGUGGUACAGUGUUAUGACAGUUUGUGAACUUGUGAUGUAAUGUCACAACAUUGAAUAAAUUUGUCAAGUUUCUUGAUUAUCUGACCAUGUGUGAUGUCAUAACAUUGUUACAUCUGACCUUGACCUUGUGUAUUGGCCUUGUGGUGCAAUGUCCUGACAUCACCAGUAUGGUCAGUGCGGACAUCUGUUGUAUAGCUGACCAGAGGCCGGAUGAAUGUUGUCAUUAGGGCUGAUGGUGUGCGUGAGAUUUCGGAUCGGAGGAUGUGCUUGACCCCGGCCUACUAACCCAGUCUAUUUUAGUUAUGUAUUUAGUAUCGCUAGUGUAGCGAGCGUGAGGCUGGUUGUCUUUUUAUGAAAUGUAAAUAAAUGUAAUGGGCGACCAGUUCACUACUCCAUCAGCAUACAA